AAACAAAAUAUUUCCUUCCCUGGAAACAUGGGCAAGAUACUUAUCAUUGUAGCAUGUUUCUGCAUAAAAACAGGAUCAGAUUAAUUUAUUAGAUAUUUAUUGAGCACCUGCUAUGUAUUAGGAACUGUAAAAGGCACUUGGUAAACUUCAGUGAACAGACUACUUUCAUUGACCAGUUCUUUAAAAUCACAAGUGCUAAAAAGCAAAUCAGAGUGAGUGGAAAAGGCACCACAGGCAAUUGUAGAUUUGUAGUACACUUUGUAAGAAGGCAACUACUUCAUUGGGUAAUAGUGAUAAGUAAGGGAAUAAACAGAAAUAUAGAGUUUGGAGUCCAUUAAGAAGCAUUAAGUAUAUUUUUAUUCCUGUGGUGUUAUAUUCCUUCAGAUGUUAAUUGGAAGCAGAUGUCUUGAGAAAACCUCUUUAUCCACCUGGGGAGACAGAAUACCAUUUGUGAAGUUACUGUCUCUGUCAUGUUUUAUGCCAUAGGACUGAUCUAAGCCAGGGUGACCCUCUUCAGGAUCAUUUGCUGUUUAAGAAGACUGUUAUGCCAGUUUGGAAGAUGAUUGCUAGUCACAGAUUCAGCAGUCCAUUUCUGAAGCCCGUGUCAGAAAGGCAGGCCCCAGGAUACAAGGAUGUGGUAAAAAGACCCAUGGACUUAACUAGCCUGAAGAGAAAUCUGUCUAAGGGACGAAUUCGCACCUUGGCUCAGUUCCAGCGGGACCUGAUGCUGAUGUUCCAGAAUGCUGUGAUGUACAAUGAUUCUGAUCAUCAUGUGUACCAUAUGGCUGUGGAGAUGCAGCGAGAAGUCUUGGAGCAGAUUCAGGUGCUGAGUAUUUGGUUAGACAAAAGGAGAGACUUAAGUAGUCUGGAGUGAGAACCAACCAAUCCAGUGGGUGAUGAAAACGUAUUUGGUUGACCUGGAGCUGCUACUCUGACGUUUUUUCUCAAGUUUGGACCUCUUCCUGAAACUCU
Molecule: messenger RNA, 972 nt
Organism: Oryctolagus cuniculus (rabbit)
Lineage: Eukaryota; Metazoa; Chordata; Mammalia; Lagomorpha; Leporidae
Source: RefSeq, a predicted model, not a curated record